UAGCGACCCGCUGUAGGUGGCGCCAUUACACAUUCAGCACAACUCACGACAUGGCGACGUAAAUAACAGGUAGACCAUAUUUUUUUUGUUAGAAAAGCGUUUAUUUUAGAUACACGGACUAGUGUUUUGUUUUUUCACGUCUACGACACAGUGUGUUAUCGCAGUCUGAACUGUAAAUGACGUCUGAAGUCCAUAUUCGGUCGCUGUGAGGGUCUAAAGCAAAGGCUAGUUCCACUGAGGUACGGGGUUUACUGUUUCAGCGCACGCAGUAAUGUAAAUAAGGAGGAACUGUUUAUCUCAGAAAGCAGCACUUUAAAGUGUGUACCUGAAAGAAAGCAACUGUUUAAACGCAGCUCAAAACAGCUGUUUAAGCGCUUAACAAUGCCCGAGCUCAGUGGUAAAUACUCGGAGGCCAGUAGCCCGAGAAAGCGCCGCCGGAGCCGCUCGAGCAGCGGAAGUGCGCGGAGUCGCUCGCGGGAGCGUGGCUCCAGUCCUGCGGCCGAUAACCACAGACACAACGGGACAGAUGAGCGGAAGUGGUCCGAUAGCAAAGAGAGGAGUCGGAACCGCUUCCGGGUUGGCGGCUCGCGCAGUCGGUCCAGAUCGAGAGAACGCGAGAAGUUGGCCUGGGCUGAUGAGCGGGACCGGGGACACUAUGCGGGGUCGCGAUCCGAUUACUACGACAAGAGAGACGAUAUCCAAAGGCAAAGACAAGAAGCCUUCAUUGCUAGGCGCUUGCAAGAGCGAGAGAGAAUCGGUGAGCUGGGAUGUCCUGAGGUCUGGGGCUAUUCACCAAGAGUCCGAGACCCCGACUCAGAUGAACACACUCCAGUUGAAGAGGAUGUGAAGAACAGCAGCUCUGAGACAAGUUCAGAAGAGGAAAAGAAGAAAAAGAAAAAGAAACGAAAAUCAAAAAAAAAGAAAACCCGCAAGCAUUCAGAGGACACAGAAUCAGAAAGUGACUCAGAAGAAGAGGUCAAGAAGAAGAAGAAAAAGAAGAAAAGUAAAAAGAAGAAGUCAAAGAAAAAGAAGGCCAAAAAGAGCCGCAAAGAGUCAAGCAGUUCCAGCAGUGAUCAGUCCGCAGAGGAAGAUGAUGAUCUCGGAGAACUGUGGGUGGAGAAAACUCGUCUUGAGGAUCAUGUGGUUGGACCUGAGGCUCCUCUCACUCACAUGGCCCAGGAUGAUAAACCAUUAGAUUUUGGCCAUGCUCUGUUACCCGGUGAAGGUGCUGCCAUGGCGGAGUACGUAAAAGCAGGCAAGCGUAUUCCAAGGAGAGGUGAAAUUGGCCUUACCAGUGAAGAGAUUGCUGACUUUGAGAAAUCAGGCUAUGUGAUGAGUGGAAGCAGACAUCGGCGUAUGGAGGCUGUGCGUCUGAGAAAGGAAAACCAGAUCUACAGUGCUGAUGAAAAGAGAGCCCUUGCCUCUUUCAACCAGGAAGAAAGAAGAAAGAGGGAAAGUAAAAUCCUUUCCAGUUUCAGGGAAAUGGUGUACAGAAAGACGAAAGGAAAAGAAGAGAAGUAAAAUGUUAAACACAGUGCUAAAAUGCCAGCCCUGGGUUUCAGUGUAUUAUAAUUUAGUAGGAAUAGUUGAAAAUUCAUGCUUCUAUCUUGUCUUAGUUCUUACUGUGCAAUUUCUUUGUGUUGGAAUUCAUUUAUCAACCUUUUGCUGUUUUAUUUUUUUUCCUCUCAAAUAAAAAAAGCUUUGAUUCUGAA
Molecule: messenger RNA, 1712 nt
Organism: Pangasianodon hypophthalmus (striped catfish)
Lineage: Eukaryota; Metazoa; Chordata; Actinopteri; Siluriformes; Pangasiidae
Gene: nkap
Product: NFKB activating protein
Exons: 8
Coding region: 382-1521 (379 amino acids)
Biological process (GO): regulation of gene expression
Cellular component (GO): nucleus
Molecular function (GO): chromatin binding
Source: RefSeq, a predicted model, not a curated record